Necator americanus (New World hookworm) is the source of this 243-nucleotide messenger RNA. RefSeq lists its product as uncharacterized. The transcript has 2 exons. Bases 1 to 243 code for a protein of 80 amino acids. Lineage: Eukaryota; Metazoa; Nematoda; Chromadorea; Rhabditida; Ancylostomatidae. The record is from RefSeq and is a predicted model, not a curated record.
AUGCCGUCGAGGGAGAACGCCGACGAGAUAGAGUCACGUGUUCGCUACACGGAUGGACCACCUGAGAGCUCAGCUGGACACUGCUCAAGGACCUCGUCAACGUCGCUCACGAAACUUGAGAACAUAUUGGAUGACAAUGGCGAGGUUGUGUUAAAGAAGCUGCUUGCAUCUGCAGUGAAGCCUGAAUACUUGAAGCUGGUUUUGAUUGAUACCUACAAAAGAAACAUUGUUCGUCUUAUAUAA